GCUUCAAGCAAUUCACGUAAACAAACGCGGUGAAGUCAAACGAAGAGAUUCCACCAAAAGUUAUUCCCAAGUCGCUGAAUAGGCUUUAAUACGUUUUGCUUUGGAUGGAGCUCUCAUUUCAAGAUGGAUGACCUGACCCAGUUGCGGAAGCAGUACAACAGUCUACAUCGAGAGCUGAUUGAUAGACAACAUGUCCUUAAUUCCUACCUCAAAGGCAAGCUUCCAACUCAAAGAGAGUUAGAGGAGCAGAAUGAACGCAUCAAUUCUCAGAGGCAUGCUCUUGCUGGGAACUCCCAUUUCACCAGCACUCCGAUAAGACACCCUACAAGAUCACCUACAAGGUCAACUAGAAGGUCACCUUCCCACCAAAGAGGCAGCACUUUCCAUGAAAGGAGGAGGUCUGAUGACCACACACCUGGCAAACGCAAAUCUGACAUGGAUACGCCACGUCAUGUCGGAAGAGGGUCCAGCCUGAUGCAUCAUGGGUCUGAAUCGAAACGCCAGCGGAGCAUGGAGAGACGGCUCCCUCGCUCUCACACAAACGGAGCGGGUCCAAGUCCCUAUCAUUCCUCUAGAAAGCAUUCCAAUCGACACAGGGGGGAUUCAAGAUACAGGAGUCCUCAUAGACCAGCUCAAACAACAAGUGGUAGUAUUGAUGAGAGAGGACACCGGGGAUGUGAUGAUGAAUUUGGGGAGAAUGUUGGUGAAGGAAGUUACGUUGAGCAACUUUUAUCUCAAGGAAACGAUCGAUUGGCUGCUGCAAGGUCAAGAGAGGUCACACCAAACCCAAGGUCUAUUCUUCUGACACCAGGGUGUCGUCCAAAGAAGACACCUAUGAGAGUUAGCUUUCUCAAUAGACUGAACAGAGGCCAUCAGAGCUCCCCCAUCAGACCCCUUCCUCGUUCCCUCCGCGAUGAUAGCUUAUCACAGGGCGUGUCCCUUCAGGGUGGUCUCCAUGACCGUAGCUAUGGCAACACGACCCAACCCUUGCUGGGCUAUGAUUGGAUCGCUGGUAUGAUGGACAACAACCCUGCCCUUGAAGAGAAGUCCGAUGCCUACCUGGAAGGGAUCAAGGAGUUCCGUCAGAUGAACAGGGACGAGUGUGUGCAUACAACCGUCAUGGAUGAUGCAGCUGAUGGAAUGAUGAAUAUAUCCCAGGGGUAUGAAGAUGUUCAUGAACCGUAUCCUGAGGCCAUAGAACACAAAUGUAUUCACAACUAUGUGCUCAAUGAUAGACUUUUUGCUGUGCCGCUGCAUGAAAAUAAUGCUGGAGAGAGCCUGUGUGCUAUCUGUGAGCAUAGAAGGAGCAGCGAAAAGAAAUCUCUGUCUUCACCUUCAUAUAUUAGGGUCAGUAUUCCAAGAUCCACUCUCCAAUCACCGUACCGUGUUCGUCCUCAUCGAAGGCAGAGCUUUGAUCCUACUGACUCUAUGGGUUUGUCUCAACACUGUUUAGCUGGUUGGCAGAACUCCCGUCCAUCCAUGAUGCCUCCUGCAUCUACUAUUGAUCUGAAAGCAUCCCUGGACAAAACUAUGGUGGCUGCAAACACUCUGUUUGAUCCAUCACUGGAUGGGUGCCAAGACAUGACAGCAGGGCGCCCUCUUGGCCCAUCUCGCCACACGCUGGAGCUUCUCAAUCGUUCGCAUGCACUGAGGGUAGACCUCCAACGGCUUGAAAGGGCAGGGCUCUCAAUGGCUGAAGCGAAUUUCAAUGUGUCUAGAAAAUAUCCCCUCUUAUGAUGAGGUCAAAGGUCAAUCAUAUAUGUUCUCAUUUUUUUCAGAAUAUAUAUAUAUAUUAUGUUCCUUUCCAAAGUGAUAAUGAAACAAAAAACAUUCCUUAUUUAUAAAGAAAUAGGUUGAGAUGCACUUCCGAUUCAUUUCUAAAUUAUAUGAGUUUAAUAAAAGACCAGAGUUUAGUUAAUAUAGACUUUGUUAUGUUUUAUAGCAAAGAUGACAACAUCACCUCAAACAAAAACAAUAUAAACAUAUUUUGAUAGUGUCAAUCCUUGACAUAGCUCUCUGCUAAUGAAUCAAUUGUUUCAUGAUUAUAAUAUAGGAUAUUUAUAUUGCGCACAUUUCCAAGGCGCUCCU
Lytechinus variegatus (green sea urchin) is the source of this 2088-nucleotide messenger RNA. RefSeq lists its product as uncharacterized. The coding region runs from base 124 to 1737 and encodes 537 amino acids. Gene Ontology annotation, biological process: negative regulation of cell migration; negative regulation of G2/M transition of mitotic cell cycle. The transcript is spliced from 9 exons. NCBI's taxonomy places the organism in Eukaryota, Metazoa, Echinodermata, Echinoidea, Temnopleuroida, Toxopneustidae. The record is from RefSeq and is a predicted model, not a curated record.